AUGGACACCAAUUACACUACUCAGGCAGUUGUCCAAUCUAAAGACAACUCAAUGAAUACCGCAAAAGACUUCCGGAAGUCAAUCAAACGAACUUCAACUCAAGAGAGCCUUACUAUCAAGAAAAUCCUCAAGAGUGAUGAGGCUCAGAAGCUUCAUCCAGGAUACCUGCGUUUAAGAAACUCAUUCUGGAGCACGACUUACAACAUCGGUGCCGCUACCGCUUCCUAUGUAACUCAACCUUUCAGUAAACUCGGCCAGACAUUGAUGCUGCCAACACAGCUUGCGCGCAGCCUACUCUUCGGGACUAAGGCCGACCCAUCCAGUGGGACUUUGACAGUUUGCGACAAUCGCACCCAGCGGCGGUACGAAAUCCCAAUCAACCGAAACGCAAUCAAAGCACUCGAACUCCAAAAGAUCAUUUCCGUCCAGGCUGGUGUCAACUCCGUCAGUUAUUGCGGUUUGAAAAUCCUGGAUCCUGGGUACCUGAAUACCGCCUGCGUCGAGUCGAACAUUACCUAUAUCGAUGGCGGACAUGGAUCUAUCCAUUACCGCGGCUACUCGAUUGAAUGCCUUUUUGAGAACCACGACUAUGAGGAGGUUGUCUUUCUCUUGAUCUGGGGUCAUCUCCCCGACGCGAAUGAGAAGAAUACCUUCCGGCGUAAAAUUGCUGCCGGCUGCAUCCCCCCUCCUCACGUUGUUGAAGUCAUUGAGUCUUUUCCUCGAGAUUCCUUGACGAGCACAAUGGUCUUUGCUGGCAUGGCCGCCUAUGCUAGCCAUGACGAAGGUGCCAUUGCCACACUCCAGUCCGGACGACCAGCGUUCAUGGGCCAGGCUGACAAGGUCGAUGAAGCUCUCAUCGGCUGCAUCUCUGCUCUCGCCACUGUUGUCGCCCUUGUAUACUGCCGCAAGCGCAAUAAGACCUUCACCCCUGCCGAUCCCGAAGAGUCUUUCAUCGCCAACAUGUUGCGCAUGAUGGGCUUCCAUGAAGACAAACACAGUAACAAGCCUAAUCAGGAGAUUGUCAAAUGCUUCGAGAAGCUCUGGAUCCUCUACGCUGACCAUGAAAUGACCAACUCGACCGCCGCCUUCUUACACGCUGCCUCGACCCUGACAGAUCCCCUUGCGUGCUGUAUCUCUGGUCUUGUGUCCGGGUAUGGCCCGCUCCACGGAGGCGCCAUCGAACUAGCCUACAAGGCCUUUGAGGAUCUCAAGACCCCGGAAAACGUGCCGUUGCUGAUAGCGGACGUCAAGGCCAAGAAGCAGCGUCUCUUCGGGUACGGCCACCGCAUCUACAAGGCCGUGGACCCCCGAGCCAAGUUCAUCCGCGCCAUGAUCGACCAGUACAAGGACAGAGUGGAGUCGAAUCCUUUGCUUUCCAUCGCGAUGGAGAUUGACCGCGUCGCCAAUGCCGACAAGUACUUUACGAGCCGUAACUUGAAGGCUAAUGCAGACCUUUACGGGUGUUUCCUGUACACUGCCUUUGGCUUCGAAACCGACAUCAUCGUGGCCAUGGCAAGCUUGUCACGCAUGCCUGGGGUGUUGGCGCACUGGCGUGAGGCGAUGCUCGAAAAGGGUCCCAUGUUAUGGAGACCGCAGCAGGUCUUUACCGCGAUCUUCGAGGCGACGACGAAUGGGAAAGAUGCCGGAGGCCUUAGGGCUGCAGGAGACAUGGGCGAAGUACCCGGCGAGGAUAAGACGCUUGCCCGAACCGGACAACAAUGUGGUCAGAUGGGGUGGGGUCUUAACUCCGGAGCUCCUCCAACAUUAUUGCAAUCAUACUUUCCAGAAGCUGCAGUUCCAUACAUCUUCACUACCGCAAUGCCGGCUGACUUCGCGUUCGUAACUGUCGGCAGUUCGGGACGGGCACAGCCCACAGACCGAUCAGUAAUUCGUAGUCGAUGUAUGAUCGGUAAGAAUCGACAAGAAGGCUCGCGGCGAUCCAUACAAGCUGCUCGUAAAGUGCAGAGGGCAGCCGCUCAAAUUGCGAGCGAGAAUGCCGGGCUUCAGUCGCUUCAUCAUUCGGCUUCCCCUAUCAAGCCUUGGCCUUGCACCGCGUAUAAUGAGAAGCAGCAAGCUGAAGAACAUUCUCAGGCUCCGAGCACGGGAGAGGUCGCUCAAGAUGAUACCUCGGCUUUGAUGCCUCCGGUCCCUCAUCCGCCACCCAGCGACAUGUCUCUGAUUCGCUUCGCAGAAGAGUUGGAAAGGCCAUCUCAGGAAAUACUCUUCAGAUUGGUCAACUUCAAUGCUCUUAAGGGCACCUUCUAUCCCAUUGAGCACUGCGUCGACCUCCCUCGCAGCGCGAACUCCGAAGCACUCUCAUUUUCUUGGAUUCUCCAGGACAAAAUCUUCCUACACAGCGCCUUAUUCUACUCAUCCGCCGUACAUGAACAUGUCCAGCGUCGUCAGCCAGGAAGAAUGACACAAUUUCAUCUCAGACGCACAAUCAGACUCCUCAACGAGGCGCUUUCUCAACCAGACUCACAUCGUAACGAGGCAAUCUUCCAUGUCAUACUCACUCUAGCCUUGAUGGCAGGUCUUUGGGGUGACUUCAGCACCACAGCCGUACACCUGUCAGGCUUACGGCAGAUCGUACGCCUUCGUGGAGGGCUCAAGUAUCUUCGAAGUCAUUCGAAGCUACAUUUUAAGCUCGAUCGCCUGGCUCUCUCAUGGUCUCUUGGCACGGGAGGUACGCCUUAUUUCUUCACCGGCCCUAUCGGUUGGAACUCAUGCUUUGACGCGCAGUCGGGGAACCCAACUUGCGAAGCUGAGCCCUUCUCUUGCAAUGUUGUGAAUGACUGGAGGCUGGCUGUUGUAUGGCAAGACCUCAGACACUUGGUGAACUUGAUCAACGAUCACCUCGCCUGUAAUUCGCUGCUUGACGGCUCGCUUUUCCAAGACUCUUUGGGAUCAAUCCAAACACGACUCGUACACCUGAAGAACGGAAUCGAUGACCGAUCAGAUGAAUGCCUCCGACUUGGGAUGUUGGCCUUUCUGUCAACCACUUUGCAAAUCCCAGGCGGCAAGUUUCCUUAUAAGUAUCUCACUGGGAGCCUCAGAAACUUAUGCGAGACUAUCAACAUUGAAAUAAUUGCAGACGACAACAUUCUGUUCUGGCUUUUGAUGAUGUGCGCGAUCUCCGUCUUUGAGGCCGAGAAGGCUUGGUUACGGCCUCUGUGGGUAAGAUCAGGAGCAGAGCGCUUGUCGUGGGACAGCGCAAGAUCUCGGUUGCAGGCCAUCAUGUGGAUAGACAGAUUGCAGGGAGAACUCGGCAGCAAAAUUUGGGCGAAGCUUGCUUUGAUAGAAUGGGUCACCAUCAUGUUGAUUGCUUUGGACCAUUGCUUGGAAUUAGUACCUUACGUAAUGGCUGAACGAAACGCAACUCGCUGUUCGGGUGUUUUCUUUUCCGACGGGACUCCAGCGGAAAGGAACCUAGAAGGCACCUUGGAACCUCCUCUGGCCCCAGCUUGCAUUGGACAGAGUACGGUAGGCUGGUCAGUGCACCCAACACGCCCAACUGGUGUCGCUGAGCCGGACCGCGACCAAGACACCUCCAGCCUUCGCUCUCCGACUACCCUUCUUACCGAAUUUCAUCGACAAUCCAUAGCCUUCGCACAGGAGUUAUCUCUAGCCUUGAUCUACUUCGCUCGGCAACAGUGCGAUUAUCGGGAUUUCUCUCCGGGGCAUCUCAGCCUCCCAUACCCGCAUCAGCUUCCAUCCUGCUCGCCUUUGAGCACCGGCAAGAUGGCUUCAAAGGAUGACAAGGCGUUCAAGUAUCGCCAGGAGAUCAGCCAGGUGAGUGAAGAUACUGUGGAUUUUGUUUCUUUUGAUCUCGUCCUGCUUUGCCAUUCUGGAGGAGCCACAGGCACACGGCAGCUAGCGACCUCAAAACUGGAAGUCCACCCGUCUCAACACGCGAACCCUCACGCUUGGAUGCUCGACUGGCCUAUACGACAGCCUCUGCUCUUUCCAAAUAUGAGCGCCUCCUAUCUUCUCGAGGUGAAGCUACUUCGAAAACACUCUACUCGGCCCAAGAGAGACAUCUACGCCAAUGAGGAGCAGGGAGGAGCAAUCGUUUAUGGAGGCGGCUGCCUCAUGAGCCAACUCGUCGGAUGCCUUGAAAUGACUCUCGGCAUCUUUGAACAAUGCACCAAACCGCUGGCCGAUGAUAGCAGCGCCGAGUCUGGGACUAUUACGAAGAAACCGAAAUACCCCAGGCGCUCUAGAGCAAAGGCGGCGGUCGCUGCGCGUGUCCAGCGCCAGAGCAUGGAGCUGUUUCAAUCCGCCUUCGACCAAGUUCGUGGCAUCGUGGUCAACUCCGGCUUUAAGUCCAUCCUUGAUCUCCCGUAUGGAGAAGAGAAGAAGCAAAGGGUCACGCGUCCAGCGCCAAACAAGCCUGCUUUCGUUUUGCCUCAGCGUUUGAAUAACCAGGGGCCGUAUGGCUGGUCAGACCGUCUUACUAAUGUUGCGCGCAAGAUGAUGUACGUCUCUGGCGAGACUGCCGAACCGUCGAUUGAGACGACUAGCAUGAUUGAGGACAUUGUGCGCCAGCAAGUUAUUGAGCUGCUUCGAAACUGCACUGAGCUUGCGGCUCGCCGCGGCGCCCGAGCCAUCACGAUUAAUGACCUGAUCUUCCAAAUCCGCCACGAUCAAGCUAAAGUUUCUCGUCUGCGUACGUUCCUCUCAUGGAAAGAUGUCCGGAAGAACGUCAAGGAUUCCGACGACAAGGGAGGUGAAGCGGACCUGGGAGCUGGUGAAGAUCCCAGCGGUGGCGUGGUCCCUGGUGGCCCGGUCGACGACGCUACCAAGAAGAACAAAAAGGCCAAGGUCGGCCUGCCCUGGGAACCGUCCUCAUUCUACAGCCAGGAAGUCCCUGAGCGUGACGACGAGGAGGAUGAAGAAGAGGAGGAGAUGAACUUCAUUACCCUUCAACGUCUUCGCAAGGCCGACGAGCGCACAAAAGCCAUGACGAAGGAGGAGUAUGUGACAUGGUCCGAAUACCGUCAAGCUUCGUUCACGUACCGCAAGGGCAAAAGAUUUCGAGAAUGGGCUGGAUUUGGUAUUGUCACAGACAGCAAACCUUCUGACGAUAUCGUUGAUAUCUUGGGUUUCUUGACCUUCGAGAUGGUCCAGACCCUGACUGAGCACGCGCUCAAGGUCAAGGAGCAAGAGGAUCUAUUCAAGGCACAGAGCGGCGGUGAAAAUGCAGGAUCAAAGAAGCGCAAGGUGGCCACCGGCCUGUUCGACCCGCCGAGCGAGGGAAGAAGUCCCAUUGAGCCUCGUCACGUUCAGGAAGCCUUCAGGCGCCUUCAGCAGCGACCCAAGAAAACUCGAGCCAUGCUCAACGGAACCAGGCUUCCACAGCAUACCGCGCUCAAUAUUCUCGACGAAGACACCCAUUUGACGAGUGCAGUUCUUCUCCCGCUCAGCCACUGCUCUCGAGCAAUUGGACCUAGUUUGAUGAGAUACAAAAGUAGCGAGGACUGGUUUAUACGUCAGGUAUCCACCCGCUUUCGAACACCCCCUGGUCCCUCCCACUUGGGCACGAACAAGUACCCCGCAGUGAGGCGCAAGCUCCAGCCAUCCCACCAACCUGUGCCGAUUAGAUAA
Messenger RNA from Colletotrichum lupini, 5607 nucleotides. Its product is annotated as citrate synthase. The coding region runs from base 1 to 5607 and encodes 1868 amino acids. Gene Ontology annotation, molecular function: protein heterodimerization activity. Gene Ontology annotation, cellular component: mitochondrial matrix. Lineage: Eukaryota; Fungi; Ascomycota; Sordariomycetes; Glomerellales; Glomerellaceae. The record is from RefSeq and is a predicted model, not a curated record. Gene Ontology annotation, biological process: transcription by RNA polymerase II; tricarboxylic acid cycle; carbohydrate metabolic process. The transcript has 15 exons.